AUGCUACUCAACUCGAAAUCAACAACUGCGAUAUGGGAAUUCAAGGCCCGCCCCACCUCCACCAAUAAGCUAACAACCAUGUCUGGUCGACGAAACAGCUUCUUCCAGUCCAGCGCCACCAAGUACGGCUUCGCGCCUGAAGCCUUUGAUCCCGGCAGCGUGCCGGGCAUAGCGGACGACUUUUCGGACCCGGAGGGCAUCGAGGCCUUUGCGAAUGCCCUACAGGCCCCCGAAUUCCACUCCGCUGCCGACGAGCUGUCGUCGCCGAGCUCAGCGAGUUUCACAACCAUCCGCAGCCCUCGGCUCAUCUCCGAAGACCCCCACGAUGAGACGAACACUCUCGCCUCAGCAUCUGGCAAUGCCGUCAAGAAAUCGCAGAGGCGAAAGAGGCGGGCGGCGCCGGUACACUCGUUGCUAGGCGAGCGGACAAAGGAUGAAACCCGCGAGGGCUACCUCUAUAACUUGCUCAAGUGGCCGCUGCUCCUAGGCGUCUCGGGCAUACUUGCGCUCGAGUGGAUAUGUUACCUUUUCACGCGACUCUACAUAUACUUGUACGAGCAGACGGUAGCCUGGCGCGGGAAGAGGGCGACUUUACGGAGGAAUAUGCGCACGACGAACAACUAUAAGGAUUGGGUCAUUGCCGCCAAGGAGCUAGACAGCUUCCUCGGCCGACAGGACUGGAAGGAGGAAAACGAAUAUGCCUACUACGACUCGAAAACGAUCAGGCGCGUAUGGGAUCACAUGAGAAAACUAAGGCACAAAGCGGAAAGCCUCGAGAAAUCCAAGAACAAUGAAACGGGCAAAGCGAAACCUGUGGAAGAACUAAGGGUUUUAGCCGAGGCCUGCAUCAAGAGCAACUUUGUCGGCGUUGAAGGCCCUAGGCUUUACAGCCAGACGUAUUACGGUACCAAAAACCUGGUACAAAAUUAUAUCGAUGAGUCGGAGAAGACGAUCAAGUUCCUGAUGAACACCAAACAGCUCCCGAAUGACGAGCGACGGGUCUUGUUCAAGCACAUGCACGCCAAUUUUGGUCGCACCGCCCUCUGCCUAUCCGGAGGGGCGACCUUUGCCUACUAUCACUUUGGGGUCGUCCGGGCUCUCCUGGACGCUGACCUUUGCCAGAGAGUCCAUCUUCACCUGGCUCCCCGCUGGUGGAAGACGGGCGCUAGGUUUGAUGCGGUCGACUGGGCUGACCGUUCCACUUGGUGGUGCCGCGGAUCAAUGACGUUCCGCGAGGCUUACCAGCGAACAGGCCGAAUCCUGAACGUUUCGUGUGUUCCUUCGGAUCCCCAUUCUCCCACAAUCCUCUGCAACUACCUCACGAGUCCAGACUGCGUUAUCUGGUCUGCCAUCUUGGCUUCCGCCGCAGUGCCAGGGAUCCUAAACCCCGUGGUUCUAAUGAUGAAGACGCGAGACGGUACCCUUGCCCCCUACUCCUUUGGCCGCAAAUGGAAAGACGGUAGUCUUCGCACGGAUAUUCCCAUCAAGGCACUCAACCUACACUUCAACGUAAACUUCACCAUCGUUAGUCAGGUUAACCCCCAUAUCAACCUCUUCUUCUUCUCGUCCCGCGGCACCGUGGGGCAUCCCCUCGACAUGAACAAGUGGCUCCGCUUUAUCCGCCAUGCCGAGCUCCUUCCACGGCCCAUGGGGCAGGACUGGAGCCAACUUUGGCUUCAGGACGCCUUCGCGGGCACAAUAACGAUCUGGCCCAAGAGCGUCAUCUCGGACUUUGUCCACAUUCUCUCCGAUCCGGACCCGGACCGCCUCGCGCGCAUGAUACACGAGGGCCAGCAAAGUGCCUUCCCCAAGCUCAAGUUCAUUUCCAACAGGCUGAGGAUCGAGAGGCUGAUCGAAGCGGGUCGCUUGGAGACGCGGCCUUGGCUUCGAAGGGGCUCCAUCGAAACUAUCCUUAGCGAGGAUGACUUGAGGAGCCUACUCGUAGACGGGGCAAACAGUACCGACGCUGACGACACGGAGGGUGCCGAUGUGGAAGAGGGGAUCAUCCUCGAUAGUGAUGGAAAUUUUGCGGGCAUGAAAGACGUGGCAUACUCGUCGACAUACAAGGUGGACUGA
This is a messenger RNA of Parascedosporium putredinis, 2076 nucleotides long. NCBI's taxonomy places the organism in Eukaryota, Fungi, Ascomycota, Sordariomycetes, Microascales, Microascaceae. The record is from the annotation of a GenBank genome assembly.